AUGGUUCUCGACCCGCUUGUCGACAGCACUCCCCCUCCAUUGUAUGGCAGUGCUAGAGAAGGCAGAGAUACCGAAGCAGAUGCUGAGGCGGAUGCGGAUGCGGAUGCGGAGGCGGAUGCGGAUGCUCGCACGGAGGCAGACGCGGGCGCAGAGGCUGCACAAGACCCAGAUGAUCGGGUUUGGCUCGAGGAUGGAAGCAGCAUGGCGAUGGAUGAGGGAGAGGUGGAUGCUUUGCCUCAAGAUGUCGAAGUCAGCGAGGGAGAUGGCAGUGCAAUACGAGGAACCGCGCGGAAGCGGGGUCGAGCUGCACGAGUUGAAAAGGACCGCUGGGGUUACGAAGUUCAUGUCCUCAUUCAUGAGACGGAUGUCCAUCAGCUUGGAGUGGCUUUCUGCAAAUGCUCAGCAGGGAGGCACAUACCGCAUGACCAGCAGCUGCUGCAGUUCGGCGGAAUUUAUCCAGCCACGAAGGAGAAGCCCCGUACUGGGUUCACACUCAACGGGCUUGCAUUCAUGGAGGUCGAUCGUCUCACCUGCCAUUCAACACCAGAUGCCAUGUACAGGAGGCUUCGCAGGCAUACAUCACUGUUGCAUCCUGACGCUGUACCGAAUUGUUACCCCGAGACCCUGCGGGUGCAGCGUGAAUAUGCAGUGACUAACAAGCUCACUAUCCCAGAGACCGAAACCUCGGCCAGUCAAGAGAGCGAAACCAGCUCUAAAGCCACCCAGCACUUCGGGUUUGACGAGACGAUCACAAACUCCGAACAAAAGCGUGCACUUUGA
Molecule: messenger RNA, 780 nt
Organism: Peniophora sp. CBMAI 1063
Lineage: Eukaryota; Fungi; Basidiomycota; Agaricomycetes; Russulales; Peniophoraceae
Source: the annotation of a GenBank genome assembly